ACAAUGAAAGCACUUUCGAAGUUGCUCUCAUCUUAGAUGCGUUCGACGAAAUCAACGAGAAAUGUCGCAAGUGCGUGCUGGAUCUUAUACUGUUUGUGGCUAAGACCAAAGUGUACAAGAUAUACGUUUUUACUCGCACUGUGUUUCAACGCCAAGCACAAGAUAACUUCCACACGGUGUCAUACGAACUUGAUCCUUUUUCUGAUAACAACCAGGAUGACUUCCUCGCAAAAUAUAGGGGCGAAAGAGAAACUUCAGGCACCAGGAAUGAUGAAUUUUUGCGUAUGUUCCAACAAAUGUAUGACUCUUUGCAGAAGAAAAACAAAACAAUCCUAGGAACCCCUCUCCUACUUCGCAUGAUGGCUGAGAUGAAGAAUGGGGAAAUUGCAGAGUUUGACGAUUGCUCUUCGCUUCUUAAUACUGCUGGCAUUUCUGGUGACAGGAGUAUAUACGUUAUACACGUGUACAAGAUGUUUGCCGAAUACAAGCACCUUGUACACAGAAAAGAAAAAAUGAAGGAAAACAUCUCCCUAAGUGCUGUGCGAGGGGAGAACCAUGACGCGAAGUCUUCAUUCUACGCAAACCAUUGUCUCCUCGCUAUGAAGUGUAUAUUUCCUCAGUAUAUAUUGAAGGACUUAUUGAAUGAAGAGGAAUUAAGGAAGUUAGAUCCUGAUGGAAGAUUGAUCAAGGGCGCUGGUGACAGUUGUCUGAAAGAAGGUUUUGUGAAUGGAAUUAACGACGCAGGAAUUCCUGAGUUCGCUCACAAGACUUUCGCCGAAUUUUUCGUAGCUCACUAUCUCCUGGAGAAGGCAAAGAUAACAGAAUCGAGCUACUGGAAAAAAGUCCUAGAAUUGUAUCGUAAAGAAGACUACGAGGAUGUAAUGCAGUUGUUCGAUGGACUGGCGUCGGCGUCCUGUCCACUUCACUCUGCUGUGAUAAACAACGACGCUUCAUAUUUUAAGCAACAUGAUAUCCAAAGAGAGGACAUGUCGAAGAUGGAUGAGCUCGAAAGGACGCCAUUGCACGUAGCAGCCCUGCAUUCUGAUGAAGCAACAUUGAAGAGGCUUCCAAUGGACGAUGCACUAAUUCAGAAUGAUUUGUUUCAACUGUUACCGUUUGGGUACCCGGAGCUGAGCUGUCCAUGGGACGAGAAACGCGAUGGAGUGUGGAGGGACUGUUUGCGGACUGGGACUUCAGCUGUGAGAGAGAGACUCAACAUAUUGUACACUCGAUACAGUGAGCAAGCAGUGAAACAUUCUACCGAAAAUCUGCGCACAUGUGAAACCUUCGAGCAAAAAAGACUUUUUCUCGAGCGAGUUAUAUUCACAGCCGUGAUACACAAUCUACCAGGCGUUUUAGACGUGUAUCUGAGCUAUGUGUCCCCGAGAGAGAGUACAGUAGGUCUAGACAGAGACAUCCUGGACCAAUUAGAAUCACACAAGGAACGAAGCGUGAGAUGUUCUGCAGAGUCUUCGGUAAUUGGAAACCUGGAUAGUUUUACAGACAGCAGCAAUAGAACUGUUCUUUUUUACGCAGAGUCUGAGCUUGUUUGCGACAUGCUCCUUCCUUACUGCGAUAUGGGAAUUCUUGAUAAGCACGGAAACACAAUGUUGCACAUUAGCGCGGAAGAAGGAAAUCUGGAGACAACACAGAUUUACCUCGCACAUUUAUCCGUUAACAAUAGAAAUGGACGCUUUCAAACUCCUUUGCACUUGAGUAGAGAUGCAGAGAUUGUGAGGCUACUUCUUCCUCUUUAUUCCUCAGUGAAUGUUCUCGAUUCUUAUCAACAAACUCCGAUGGAUAUAUGUGCAGAGAGAGAUGAUUUGGAGGCCAUGAAGUUGUUACUCCUUCGCACUUGGACAUAUGACGCACAUCACAUCAGACUGAACACAACGCUUCAUGUGGCUUCUGACUAUCAAUCCUUUAAAGCUGUGACGUUCCUUCUACCUCACACAAAUGCGCACGUGCUUAACUGCAAAGGAGAAACGUGCUUAGACGUUGCUUGGACAAGUUGGAAAUAUCUGUCGAGUUCGGAGUCCAACGUUGUGAGAUGUCUCGUCCCACACUCGCUCGUGAACUCACCUGAAACGUUCGGCUCAUCACCGUUGUGUGUCUGGGGGGAAUGUGAUGGAAGGGAAGUGAUGCAAACUCUAUGGCCUUAUUUGCGACACAGUGACCCUAGGCAUGCACAGAGGAUCAGCAGAAGCUAUCUGUAUCUGUUUGUGGAUGUGAACAAGGAUUUCAAAGAAGAAAUUUGGUGUCUGAAACUUCUCUUCCUCCAUUUAGAUGACAUCGCUGGUGAUCCUUGUAGCCGUAAACUGCUACAUAAUGUGGCCAAGGACAAGCUACGUAAGAUAAAAGAAGAAAAUCUCAUUAAUUACAUGAAGCUGUUACUGCCGCAUUUAAAUCUCAGUGAGCAGGAUUAUGUAGGACGUGGAGUAAAAAAUGAGGACAUCGUUACCUUAUAUCGGGGAUGGUCGCACAUGAAUAACACCGAUGAUCCCCACAUUGACGAUGUCGACACGGAAAUGGUCGAUGACGAUGGCAGUAUGAAGUUGCUCAUAGAAGCAGAGGAAGGUAAUGUGGAAGCUGUGGAACUUCACCUCUCCCAUUCAUCCGUGUGCAUUACAGAUGAAAAAGAGAACACUGCAUUGCACUUGAGCGCGAGGGAGGGACACACAAAUGUGGUGAAGCUUCUCAUUCCUCUUUAUACAUCAGUGGACGUGAUCAAUGUGUAUCGAGAAACGCCCAUGCAUGUCUGUGCCUUAUAUGGACACCUGAACGUUGUAAAGUUAUUAUUACUCCGCUCUAGAAUGAGUUCCCGUGACAAGCUUGGAAGGACAUCUCUUCACUUUGCCUGUGAAAGUGGUGCCGUUGAUAUCGUGAACUUCCUUCUUCCCCACUCGUUCCCUAAUAUGCGCGACAUAUUCGGUUCCACGUGCUGCGCUCUUUCCGCUGAAAGAAGGAGAAUGAAUGUUCUGAGAUGCCUCAUCCCUCACUCUCUUAUGAACUGUCCUAAUGGGAUUGGUUAUUCACCUACGCAAAUCUGUGCAAGUCAUUAUAUUAGAGAAGAGCUGGUGACGUUAUUGCCAUAUUCUUGUGAUUAUGACGCAGCGAGUUUAUUGACUAUUCUCCCGCUGUCAUUUCGUAUGCGCGAUAUGAGUAUGAAAGCUACGUCUUGUCUGAAACUGAUGGUACUCCACUCAGAUGUCAAGGCAGUAGAUAAGUGGUUCUGUGCAACACUCAGCCGCAUUCGAGAGUAUUAUGGAAAGAGUGAUUCAUUCUGGCGUCCAACAAAGACUGAGAUAUCACUACGCCUGAAAUAUGUUCCUCUCUUGCUUCCUCAUACAAAUGUUUCUGCUAAGGAUUAUGAAGGCAAGAAACUAUUACAAGGAGCCCUCCGAAGUAGGAAAUAUCCCAAAUUAGUUAGCUUCCUUCAGAAAUGGACUCGCUUGAGUGACUUUCAUUCAUGAUGCUGACGAUUGUUGGCAACGGUUGUGGUUAAGCACCAAGUGGCACCGAGCUGUCAAUGGACACGAGCUCUGAAGACGAUAUGGAAGUUUUAAUAGAGGUAUCAACAGCAGUAUACUGAGUCCUUGCCUUCAUCCGAGAAAGCACAAAUAUUCAUCCAGUGUCAAAAUGAAAGAAAAAAAGAUCACUUUUCUGAUUUUUUGUGAUUGUGAUUAUGACUAACGCAUUUUGUUUCUUAUUCCUUAUGUUACAAAGUACCGUUCCGUAGUAGGUUCUAAGGUGAUUUGAAAAUGUGUAAAAAAUGUGUCUAUUCCUAAUGUGCUAGUAAUAUGGUUAGCUAUGAUAUGCCACAGUAUUAGAAUACGGCUGCGUGCGAUUAUGUUUGGUGUCAAAUGUAUAUACCCAAAUGUCAAAUGUAAAUGAACAAAAGUGUUUUUCGCACAUUGGAGAAGGUUUAAUUCAAAUUAUUUUGGAACUCGCGCUCACUUCGCUGCAGAGUUGUGUAAAGUAAAUAUUGUCGAGCGAAACACAUGUGCGAUACAGCCGUACUUUUAUUACGACCUAAUAAAUGUAAGGGUUCCAAAUUGCUUUUCCAGUUAUCGUUACAGAUUACGGAACAUAUUACUUUGAAGUAAUCAAGGUUCGUGUAAAGGAACCUCGACUGACUCAAAUAUGCCUGUUACAAAUUGGAUUUGUGUACGUGCGAUUAAAUGAUGAUUAAAUGCA
Molecule: messenger RNA, 4197 nt
Organism: Ornithodoros turicata
Lineage: Eukaryota; Metazoa; Arthropoda; Arachnida; Ixodida; Argasidae
Exons: 1
Coding region: 285-3473 (1062 amino acids)
Molecular function (GO): protein binding
Source: RefSeq, a predicted model, not a curated record